Molecule: messenger RNA, 3268 nt
Organism: Scylla paramamosain (green mud crab)
Lineage: Eukaryota; Metazoa; Arthropoda; Malacostraca; Decapoda; Portunidae
Product: carbohydrate sulfotransferase 11-like
Exons: 9
Coding region: 551-1951 (466 amino acids)
Biological process (GO): carbohydrate biosynthetic process
Cellular component (GO): membrane
Molecular function (GO): sulfotransferase activity
Source: RefSeq, a predicted model, not a curated record
UGGCCAAUGUGCGGCUCCCUCCGGGCUUGGCAUCGCCCCUUGUGGAGGCAGCACGGUGCUCGAGACGCAGCGCCCCAUGCCCGGGCUGGCCAGUGCUGUCACGUGUAUUAGCCUCGCAGCCCGGCGGAGGAGGAUCAGCGCGGCACCAACAGCCUGUGUGGUGUAAGGUGAAGGUCGAGUCAGCGGACACUGGCACUGUCACGUGUGCUGCCCGGAGUGACCUGACGCUGAGCAGAACCGAAGUUGUGAUGUGUGUUUGAUCCGUGAAAUUUGUUGAGGGUGGUGGCGCUGUGAGUGGCACCACACAGAGGGCGGCAGAGUCACGGCGGCGGCAAGAGGGUGUGGCAGUGGUGCGCUGAGGGGGUCACAGGAUGUUAAUUUUGAUUAUAUGCAGCGUGGCCAGAGCGAACAGUGACUGAGUGUUGACAGACGAUGGUGCAGCGGGCGGCCUGUUGGUGGAGGCGAGAGGCUGCUGCUGGUGCUGCUGCUCAAUCAUGCGACUGAUGGUCCACAAGGCAGAAAGUGACGGUACCGUGCUUGCAACAUCGGAAUGAGGGUCACGUUCAAGUCGCUGGUGUUUUUGGCGGCGACAGCAAGCUUCUGUAUGGUGAUCUUCAACGUGUCUUCCACUCCCCGCCCCACGCAGCGACUCCACUCCCGCAUCGCCCACAUCACCGCCCAAGACCUGGCGGCUAUCAGACAUUCCCCAGACGCUGCGGGCGUCCUCCCCCAGCCUAUAGACAUCCCAGGCGUCCUGAGCACAUCACCUCGCAUCCUUCUCAAUGUAUCAGGAGUUGUGGCCGCUCCCUGUGGGCACGACUGCCAGCCACCAAGAAACAAGUCAGUAGAAACACCAACUCUCCUCAGUGAUGCCAGAGUUCCUCAGCACCAACAGCAGCAGCAAAACACCAACACGGAGCAGCUAUGCGAUCGUGCGUGCAGACUGAAUAAGCUAGGCAAGAAAGGCCUCAUCAGGCACAGCAUGUACAUCUCUAGGGUGCAGGUGGAGAAUGUAACACUGCCAGGGUCAUGGACUGUGACAAGUGAGUUGGUGGACCGCCUUUCACAGCGACAGAGACAUGUGCAGGAGACCUGCAGAAAGUAUGGGCUGGACAAAGCCAACAAGACAUACCAGCCCAAUGCCUGGGAAUUCCUUAUCAAUGAGGAGCACAAUUUGGCAUGGUGCAAUGUAUUCAAAGCAGCAUCAUCCACAUGGUUCUACAACUUCAACCUCCUUGCGGGCUUCUCAGAAUUUGAGCUCCUCCACACCAAGGAGUCACCUGUCACUCUGGCUCGGAAACGUUACAAAAGACCCAGUGUAGAGGAACUGAAGAAGGUUUUGAAUAGUACUCAUCCCCCACUCUCCUUCAUGAUAGUACGGCAUCCCUUUGAGCGCCUCGUCUCAGGAUACAGAGACAAGAUUUUAUCAGGAAACAGGUACUACAGUAAGCUUUCAAGGACAGUGGCCAAGACCUACCAAGGCCUUGCAUCAAGUGUGAAGGACAGAGAGUGGAAAUGGCCUAAGGCUGGCAGACCCUCUGGGGCGAAGGUGAUAGCCACAUUCCCUCAGUUUGUACAGUUCCUCCUGGAUGAGACAUCGAAAGGCAACAAGUUAGAUGAGCACUGGAUUCCGAUGAGCACCUUCUGCACCCCGUGCUUGGUGCCAUUUGAUGUGUUUGCCAAGGUUGAAACACUCCAGGAAGAUGGAAACUACAUCAUAUUUUCAUCUGGCAUCAAGGAUAUCAUCAAGCCUAAGAUGAUCAACCGUGCUCGUGAUGGCCCCACUAAAGAAGUGGCAAGCAGGUUCUUGUGUCAGCUGACCAAAGAACAGAUGGAGGGACUUAUACAAAUGUACAAGAUGGACUUGGAGUUGUUCCAGUAUGAUGUAUCAAAAUAUCAGGAAUGUGUAAGGGAGUCUGACAAGACUAACCUCACUUCAUUGGGUGCCUAGUGUCCCCACACAACUCUCAACGUGCUGUGAUCUCCUCAGCCUUAGGCAACAAUGGUGGCAAUGUGGCAAGACAGCUUCCAUGUAGCCCAACAGUGAUGGACUUAAAGAAUUGAAACUUUAUUUCUUGCUACCCCUUAAUUCAGCCAGAUCUUGUGUCUGAUAGACACAAAUGUGCCACAUUGUGUCUUGGCAAGUGCCUCUCCACAUUUUUUUUUUUUUUUUUUUUUUUUUUUUUUUGUGUGUGUGUGUGUGGGUGUGUGUGUGUGUGUGUGUGUGUGUGUGUGUGUGUGUGUAGGCAAGUCAUUGAUGUACCCUUCUUUGUCAUUAGAUAUAUAGACACAGACAAGUCAGCUGCAUCAACUAGUAUACUACAUGCCCCACACACACACACACACACACACACACACUUUGGAAAACUUCCUUGAUGAAAACACAAAUAUUGUAUGGUUAACAUUUAACCAGUGGAAGGGAAAUAUAAUGAUUUGUUGACAUUCUUAAAACAGGGUAAAUUUGUGUCUUACCCAUAUUUAUAAAAUAAAUAGCUAUGUAUUUUCUUAUUAGAGUAGUGUAAUCAUCUCACCAGAGGUGUCCAUUUCUACUGUCAUAUGAAUGGCAAUUCAUCAAAAUGCUUGGGAACCAUUUAUAUUAAAUCUUAAUACUUCUAUAUUUCUCGUGGGGGGAAUUUUUAUCUUUAGAAUGGCAGAUGUGAUGAUGAGAUGCUCAUUUUUUAUCUUGUCAAAUCAUGCAGUACUUUACUCAGUGCUUACCAUCCACAUAAAAACACAUCCAGAAUCACCUAAGAAUCAGCUACUUAGUUAUAUAAUGAAUAAGGUGGUAAAUUACUGUCUAAAGUAUUUUUUAUCUAUUUAUCUAUCUAUAUCUCAGAUGCCUUAGUUCCACUGAGAGCAUUUCUUAAGAGGAUGGCCAUGGCAGAAGAACCUCCACCACUCCCUAUCCAAGCACUUAAAUAAGCAAAACAAGGAAUCUUUGGAUAGUGAAUAUUUAUUACACAUUUGCAAAUUCUCAGUGUGCAAUAGUCAAAAGUGCAGUCUUCACAGGCAAAAAAUUCAAUGAAAUGUAAACUAAUCGGUCAAGAUCAGCAUAGUAUUAUAGAACAGGAAUGCAACAACAUUUUCCUUGGUAGAAAGUAAGAGUCAAAAACUAACCUUUGGAGAGGAAAGUAGGAACAAAGUCAGGGAGCAACAUAUGGCUCUAUAUUUUCCUUUGUCCCAUUUACUUCCAAAUAAGGUAUUUUUAUGCAGAAGUAUUAUAAUCAGCUCAAAAUGAGACUGAGUCAUAAAAGUUACAUAUUCAACC